CACAUUAAAAGUAAACACGCCCCUGGUACAAAAAAAGGGGCGGGGUUUGUUUUCAAACCGUCCGAGUGAAAAAAGCAGCUGAAAAUGGCGGCGUCGGGGUGCGUCGGGUCUGUCAGUAGACUGGGACAGCAGGCUAAAGCGAGGCCUGGAGCCGUUUCUAAUCACCGUCGUGUGCGCUGUCUGACUCUGGAAGAAGCUCGGUGUCCGGUUUGCUGUGAGAUUCUCCUGGAGCCCGUGACUAUGCCGUGUAGACACUCGGUGUGUCUGCAGUGCUUUAAGCGGACGGUGGAGUGCAGCGGUCUGUGCUGCCCGUCCUGCCGGCUGCGGGUGUCCAGCUGGGCCCGAAACAAACAGUCCCGGGAGAAAAGCCUCGUCAACACCGAGCUCUGGGACAUGGUGCGGAAAAGUUAUCCGGAAAGAUGCGUCCGUAGACUGGAGCAGAGAGACAGACUGAUGGCUUCGGAAGAUGUUUUCUGUUCACCUGUAAAGAUAUGUAAGCCUGGAGAAAUGCAACAUGAGUAUGAUAAACAAAAGAAUAAGAUGAUGAUUGAUGAAGAAACUGAAGAGAGAAUGAAGUUACCCUGCCGUAAGAAAGGGGUAACUUCUGGACUGCAGCAAUCUCAAGAAUCUUCUUUAGGAGUGCUGUCGGACUCUGAGAACGAAGAACCUAUGAGAAUGAAAACCAGGCAUGCAUCAGCAUUCGUGCGCAGAUCAAGGUUUUCCCCAGCUUUAUGCAGAAGUCUGUACAACAUCAGGGUACAAAGAAGCCAAAGCUGUACAGAUUCUGAGGAAGGAAAAAGAAAAGUCAGAGCCCAAUCACACCUUUCAUCACCAGAAAAAGCCAGUAUUUGUCAUAGUUUCAACGCUGGAAUACUGCUAUCAUCUGAAAACAGUCGUUCCUUCUCAGCACCGGUUCUUCCCCUUAACAAGAGGCAUUUCUGGCGUUCCAUCUUGGCUUCUCCUCCUUCCUCUUUAGUGCCUCACGCUAAAGCCGAGCGGUCCGUCAGCCCAGAGAGCAAUGACAGCAUCUCAGAAGAGCUGAACCACUUCAAGCCCAUAGUUUGCUCACCAUGCACACCACCUAAGAGACUUCCAGAUGGCCGGUUAAUGGAACCCACCAUAGUAAAGUCCACACCCAGGAACCUGACCCACAGCCUGCAGAAAAGCACCAGCUAUGAAGCCAGUCCUAGUAUCCUGCAAAAGUGGAAGCAGGUCGAGCUAGAUCGGCAACGUGUCAAGUUCAUGUCUAAAGGGACCGUCACCAGUCCUGUGGUGGAUGAUUACAGCAUUACAAAGCGCUCUGAAGAAGACCAAGAGAACAAAUCCUGUAACUGUGGUCCCAUGGAGAAAGGCUUGCAGGGUACGGAAAAGGAUUGCAAUUGUACUGCAACUACAAACUUGCCUAGAAAGCAAAAAUAUUUGCUCUACAAUAAGCGGCAGUUGAUUUUUGAUCAGUGUAACAAAGAUAAUGGCUCACAGUCUACAAAUGCACAUCCUACAUUGAUGGCACUUGGCAAUUAUGAUACUCAAAAGCAGUGUGGUGAUUGUGAACCACAUUGCUCACCUUCAGGAAAAGUUGAAAACUUGAAAUCACCAAUAGUGGACAAACAUAUGGGAGUUUGUCAUAAUCAGGGUAUAGAGGACCUUCAGGACUUAAGGAAUGAGCCUACUGUCAAAAGUUGUGUAAUUAACAGACCUACCUCAAGAAGAGGAAAAAAGAGGAGCCAGAAGACCAAACAUUUAGAGGAGAGUAAGAGGAUAAAAAUAUCCAAGAUGGAAAGCUGUGAUAGCUGUGACCAUCAAUAUAGACAAAAUGAUUUAUAUGUCGAGCGGAUCCAUCAAGAAAGAAUGGACAGAGAACUGGCAUUAAAGCUACAAAGACAGUUUGACAAAGAAGGCCAGAAAUUAGAAAGGCAUAGGAUGAGUUCUGAUCAAUAUCCUCUACGGUCCUGGGUUUGUGUAGAUAGUAGAGCAGCUCGUAAUCCACGCAGGUCAAGAAGGAUUUCUAGGAAGAUAAAACACUUUAAUUAAAGUCUUAAAUAAAGUUGUUAACAGGGGACAAACCAGUCUGGCUCUGUCUGUAGGACAGAGAAUUCCGAUAUCUUUUGAAUGGUUUUAUUGACUGGGACAACUAUGCUUGUGCUUGUCAUUUCAAACUAUAUAUCUCAGAGAAUUUUACCAAAUAAAAUCUCCUUUCUCAGAUGAAAAUAUUGCAGAGUGCCCUUAGUAUUUCUCUAAUUAAUUUGGCACUGCGUAAUCAGCAAGUAGGACUGUUCAUUUUUUAGCCAUUAAACAUAAAUACUACAAAAUAAUGCACUGUUUUAUGCAGUGUAUUAUUUUCUAUAAAUCUAAUCAUAAUUGUCAAAGAAAAUGCUGUCAAUUAUAAACGUGGUACUUUAACAGGCAGUUGGGUUCAUAUUAGUGCUCAGUUUAGUCAGUUUCUGCCCAAGAGCCUCUUACAGUACCUGAUAAUUAGAUUGUCUUGGAUAGAACUCUAAAAGCUUUGUUACCCAACUCGCUGCAUUUGCUCUUUUUGUCCAAUCUUGCUUGGAAAGAUUAUUUUCUGCUUUAUAUUUAAUUUACAUUACCAAUUUGCCCCGUAUUAAUUAGGCUUGGACAGUGAGUAUUUUUUUUCAUGUCUUUCAUGUCUGAUAUGAUCAAUUUUAAAGUAUUGCUAAAGUUUUGGCCAGCUUGACUUUCAAUGAAAAAUAUAUAUUGCACUAUAUGCUUGAAUAAGCACCUGCAUAUUGCAUUUAAUCAUUGUAGACUUCUAAAAUGUUUAUUUUUUAUUUUAAUAGAAAUUAUGAGGUUUUAUUCAUAUGCCAAUUUUUCAUCUGUUUAAAUUUAUCAUCUAUUCACAUUUCUCCAUGUUUAUUUUAUGAAACCCCUUCUAAAUCUCUUUUCAGUACUGUAUGGGUGCUAUAUAAUACUUUUUUUUUUAAAGCUUGAGUUUAGCUUGAGUUUUGACUGUAUAUUAAUGCACAGAGAAUAAUGGAUGAGACAUCUCAUCUAAUUUUUUGAAUUGUUAAAAGUAUUGGUUGUGUUUGACAUGUAUGUUUGAGUGGCAUUUGGAGAAUGUUGUUUAUGAUUUGUAAAAUGUGUGAAUGGUGGGACCAAAUGUAAGCAUUUUUAAUUUUAUUUUAAUAAUAUUCCAAUCAUAUGACAUUUUAAGACAGAGGAUUAUGUGUUUAUCAGUUCAGCUUAACACUAUUAGUCUGCAUUAUAAUGUUAUUCAUUAGCAGUACAAUUUGGUUAAAGUUUAUCUUAAAUUUUAUAAUGCAUAAGUUAACAAAAAUCAAAUCUUAUUGUUUCCACAAGGAAAGGAACAAUGUUCUUAAAAGAAAUGACAAAUAUUGGAGUAAAUCAAUUCUAAAUACCAAAUAAAACUCUAUUUUCUUGCUUGUC
This is a messenger RNA of Tachysurus fulvidraco (yellow catfish), 3405 nucleotides long. It is a transcript of the gene rnf169, whose product is annotated as ring finger protein 169. The record is from RefSeq and is a predicted model, not a curated record. Gene Ontology annotation, biological process: double-strand break repair. Gene Ontology annotation, cellular component: nucleus; site of double-strand break. Gene Ontology annotation, molecular function: nucleosome binding; ubiquitin-protein transferase activity. The transcript is spliced from 6 exons. NCBI's taxonomy places the organism in Eukaryota, Metazoa, Chordata, Actinopteri, Siluriformes, Bagridae. Bases 85 to 2031 code for a protein of 648 amino acids.